UAAAUUUAAGAUAAAACGAAAUAGAAAAAAGGAAAUUCCAAGCAACAAAAAGGUUGUAUGAUGUAAGGAGAUUGUAUAUGUCGCUAAGGAUUAGUUUUUGAUCCAUUAGCCAUUAAUGAAAUUCGGUCCUAUUUCGUUUUGCAGCCGUAGCUAUUGUGAUGGAUUUAAGAGACGAUUCCAUUGGACCAACCUAAAAGUUCGAGACGACAAGGAACUACAGCUGCACUUCAGCAAUUGGAUGUACAUGUGGAGAUAAUCUGCUAUUGUCAGAAACAGAGAUCUCUUCGGCCAAUUUGCUCUGUUUUCUGUAGCAAGAGUUUCUUUCACAAUUCACAGGUAUUCCUCUAUUCUUUCCCUCUCAUUUUUAAUGAAAUAAGACAAGAUCAUACUCUGGGAAGUUUUGGGUGGAAGAACAUUUAAAAUUAAAGACCUCAAAUCUGGUAGUAUUAGGAGCAAGUUGCAGCCUAUGGAGAUUGGUUUGUUUCUGUAUUUGGAGAUUGGAUCCAUUCCCUGAACUUGAAAAUUUGAGGAAAAGUCCAAAAGUGGACAGCAAGGACUAUGGUUGAGAAUGCAUUUGGGACCAUAUUGAGAUCAGUUUUUUGACAAAGAAGGACAAAGGAUAGGGCCCAUUCAUAGCAUCAAGGAUAAGACUUGUGGGUUACACUACAAUAUCUAAAUUGUCACCAACAGGGAAACCCUUAGAAACCAAGACAAAUGAAAGGCACCAGACAUAUGUUUCAUUUCAUCUAAAAUUUUACAAGAAACGAAAUCAUAAUCUUAUGAGGACCAGUAAAAGAAACAGUUAACUAAUUCAUUUCUCACCAUACGUGAUAUGAUGAGGUCCAGUCCACAACUAUAGUGGAAAUUUAUCCCAUUUCUAAAUAUAUUUUUUUCAUUUCAUCUAAAAUGACCCAUAAAAGAAAAAAAAUCAUUUGAUUUUAGUGACCAUUUGAUUUUUGAUUUUUGGAGAUUUAAUUAAUGAAUCACACUUCAUCACCCUAUAAUUUUUUUUGUUUUAUAAUCAUAGUCAAAAUUUGAAUCUUAAAGUUUUGUUGGGUAGUCAUCUGUUUUUUGUUUUUCUUUUUAAAAAUUUACCGGACACUUCUUCGGUUGUUGUCUACUUUUCUAUAUCAUUUGAUAAAAAGAAAAUAGCUUUUAAAAAUUGUUAGUAGAAUUUGGGUAAGAAUUUAACUUUUAUUCAAGAAAGAUACAAAUCAUAGUUGAAAAAAAUAUAGAUGAAAUAGAUUUAAUUCAUCUAAUUGUCUAGUUUUGAAUUUUUUUUUUAAUUGGCUGCUAACGAAAGAUGCCAAGUUACAUGUUAUUGUACGAAAAAGAAUAAUUUGAAAAAACAAAGAACUACAGAAACAAAAUGGUUAUAGGGAUUUAAGUAAGAAAAGAAAAAAAAAUUGCUAUCAUGUGUACUUGUGAAGGUUUUUAAUUAUUUUUUUCUUAAGAAGCAGAGGCUACUGUCGAUUAUAUUGGGUCAAAAGUCAUUCGAGAAAAUAGAAAAAAAAAAGGGAAAAAAUGGACGAUGUCAUAAAUAACAAAAUACAAAAUUCGUCAAAGUCUUCCUACUCCAUUUUAAAAUUGUGUUGUAUAUUGUAAAAGUUUUUUUUUUCUUUUUAAAAAUUUUUAAAAAAGAAACAAGGAAUUUAUUUUUCUUAGAGAAAAAGAUAAAAGUAGUAUGACAUAUAUGUGGUCCAUGUAUUCAUACCUUUUUAUAAUUAGAAUGAAAUAAAUUAGAAAAAAGAAAAAGUAAAAGAGGAGGCCAUGUGCUCACAUACAAAUAUAUAAAGUAAGUACUCGAGUUUGAUUCCAUAAUUAUUUAGGUCCUAUUUGAUUUUUCUUUUUCUCAUUUCCUUCUUUUUAGUAAAAAGUUGAACUUUUAGCUCAGUUUUUAAAAAGGAAACCAUUUAUUUUUUUGCUAUUUUCUUCACCAUAGAAUUUUUGUACAGAAUAUUGUAAAUUUAAUAGUUGUUUCGUUGAAUUCUUUUACCAAAAUACAUUGGCUUUCUUUAUUUUUAUCUAUUAAAAAUGUAAUUGAUUGAUAGACAUUCAAAAUGAUUUAGGAAAUAAAAAACGAAAAGGAAAUGAGUGCUUAUCCUUAAAUGUAUUUUUUAAAUUAUAAAAAGAUUUUUUUUCCUUUUUUAUUUUAGGAAAUGGCUUCGUUUGUCGUAUGCAUUUUUUUUAGUUUGUCAGUUACUAAUUUCACUAAUCUGAUUAUACAACGAAUCCCUAAAUUAAAAAUAGCAAAAGAGAACAUUAUUCCCAUCUUUAUUUGUUAGAAUAAGAUGAUUUGCUUUAUUUUAUGUUAUCUUUGAAAUAUCUUUUUUCUUAGCUGUUUUUAUCUUUUGUAUGUUUUUCUAUUUGAUAAAAAAUUCAAGAUAAUUUAAAUCAAGAUCAUGUUAAUCCAAUUCUCAUCUCUAAUAUAUCUUUUUAAAUGAACUAAUUAUUUUAAAUCCUUAUUUUUUAAUUAUUUAAUAUAAUGUUGGUGGGUGUGGUUCUAAUUAUAUUAUUUUCGUUAACAGUUGCAUCAUCACAUAUUAUAUUGUUUAAUUUGCUUCUUCCGCCAUUUUUUCGACCCAUAAUAGUUGUAGUUGAUGAAAGUUUUCCUUUGUCUUUAAUUUCGGAUUAUAAGAACCACAAAAGCGUGAGUCAUCAAUUUCAAUAACUAGUUUUAGAUUACUAGAAGGAUAACACUUAGGUUCAUCUUCUAUAUCAUCUAUAUUUGUGUAUCUCCUCUCAUAACUCACAAGAAAAAAUAUUUUAGAAAAAAAGACAAAAUAUAUCACAUCGAACAUUUUGAUGAUAUGCACUUAAGAGAGGCAUAAGCGCAAAAGAAUGCUGUUUCUUUCCCAUCAAAGAGUAAAUUGCAAGACGCCAGCUAUAAAUUGUCCUGUUUUGCCUGGUCAUUUUAUUCUUCAGUAAAAACUUAUGAGCUUCCACUGUGUAUAUAUGUUCUUACACGUUUUCUCUUGAGAAAACAAAACUUGGACUAGUAUAGUUUUUGAAAGCCAAAAGUAGCAUUCUUUCGGGCCACUAUGAGCUUAAAGCUUUUAAAGAUUUGAGUCAUCUGACUAAAUGGGUGGACCGUAAUGAUAGAAGUUAGAUGAAAUGACAUAUCAUCUUAAGGGGUUGGAAUUAUUCCUGUCAUGUUUCGUGCAGAAUAGAAAUGGCAUCCACCAUCUACAUAGAUUUGGUGAUGAGGUGAAAUUAUGUUAGUGGCAUCACAUCACCUAAUCCAAAUAUCUUUCAUCACUUUAAACUCUGAAGGGACACUAUUUUAUUCUGGACCAAAAAUUAACCAGGAGUUCAUGCUCAUGUAUCAUCGUUUACUUCGCUAAAUUUAGACUGGUUUGUGGCCUUUUAAAUUUUCACCAAUUGUUAGCAAGGUUGGAUUCAUUUAAGGUCCUAAGGGGUACACACUCACACAUAUAUAUACUUCAGGCUCCCUCAGCUAAUUGCCAUAAUAUAAACAUUGUUGGUUAGUCCAAUGGUAAUCUAUCUUUCAAUUCUCUCUAGAUUUAGGUUCAAGUUUCACUCUUUACAAUAUUUUUUACUUUUAUAUAAAACCCAUCAACAAAACUUUUGGAUAUGCUACUGUCCAAAUCAACCGAAUCAUCUAAUUUAAUAUGCUGCUUGAAUCCAGUCAAAGAUUAUCGUUAUCCUCUAGACAAUUUAGAGUAUAGGUGAACUAUGGAAAGCACAUCCAACCAUCAAUUACCUUAUAGCAGCUAAUCAAGAUAGUUUCCUUGAAUAUGAUAUUGAAAAUAUAUGUAUUGGGAGAAAAAUACUUGGAUUCACCUUGGGUUACACUCUAUCUAGCUGUUUCACUGUAGUCUGUUAGGUGAAAAACUAAUCUUUUUUGCUUUUUCUUAAAUAAUUAUUGGAAUUUUUUCUGUUGAUAGUUGGGGUGAACUACGAACAACACUUCCUAAAAAUGAGAGGAAAAUGAUGUGGCUGUCAUGGAUUGGAAAAUUAGAUUUGGAUUAACUAAACAAGAUAAGCUUUAGCAAAAAAAGAAAAAAAAGACUUUCUGACGUAUUAUAGCUUUCAUCUCUGAGGUGAUCUAAAAUUCUAUUAUUAAGAUUAGCUCUCUUCUAAGUCUAGAAAUUAUACUUUUACCGAGGUUAUUAUUCAAAUAAUUAAUUUUGUUUAUUAGAUAAGGAUAUGCAAAAUAUCAGUUUUAUGAGCUAUUUAGAAACGUGAUCAUCCCAUUCAAGAUCAAAAUUCCUACACAUAAUAAACAGUUGCCCGUUUGUUUGUUUGAGUUCCUACAAGGGAAAAGAGUUGCCAUCUUGUUGAGUAAGUUUAUCGUUGGUUCUGUGAGAAUUUAGGUACCCGUUAAUCGUUAUGACCAUCUACACAAGAUUGAUUUUCAGAUGGAAUAGUUGUGCGUACAAAUGCUACAUUCCAGUACCAAGUAUUGCUUAGAUAAUUAAGAAUUUCAUCACUCAAUCAGAUAUCAUUUUUUAUUCAAGUCAAUCUCGUAUGUCUUGAUUGAACAAACUUAGCUGAAGAUUUUCUAACAGUUCUAUCUCCAAGGGUCAUCAUAGGAUAAAUUAUGAUUAUGUGUGCAAUAUAUUGUUUGUGGAUGAGAUAAUUAGAUGGACACUUGGAUUAACAAUUAUAUGCCUUCGGCCCUUUUCCGAUUGUACUAUUAUCUGAUGCCUAAGUCUGUUUAUUGGACUUGAGGCCCAUCGAUGAUUAAUAUAGCGUCUUGUCGAGUACCAAUUCUCAUGCCAUAUUUGGAAAACUUGUCAAGAUGGAUUCAAUGCCAUCAUGACCAACGCAGUGUUUACAGGCAAUAUUAUUUUCUUUGACCUUAUAUGAUGUUUGUAAACAUUAUAUUGAGUACUGAAUGUUACCUUUUUGGAUGAGAAACAUCGGACGUUUGUUUUCGGUUCAUCUGUGUCUUUUGUGUUUCAUAAAGAAUUAUAUAGUUGCAGGCUCGUGAGUCGUGGCUCCUAACAAGUUAGUUAAUCGCUACUUGGACACGAAAGCCUAAUUGAUCAACAAGAAUGAUAUUUAGGCUACACAAGGUAACCACUCCAUUUUUUCAUUUUUAAUUUCAAAGAACUAGACUUACCUCUAAAUUUAUUGUUUUUUUUAUUUGCUUGUCAGACCAAAUCAUGUUUUGAAAACUAUAUAUACAUUUAAAUUUCUUUUUUUAAAAAGAAAAAAUAGUUCUCUUACUAAGAAAGAUGCAAACAAUUGUAAGAAAAUUAAGGGAAAAUAUGUAUAAUGUCUGAAAUUUCAAAACCAAAAAUCAAACCAUUAUCAAAUGGUACUUUAGUAAUAAUUAUCACCAUAUGUUCAUAUAAUGUGAUGAGACUGACUGUUUUUAACUCUCUUUAUGUUAAUUAUUUGAUUUGGUUGCUAGAUUCUAUUUUUCACUUAAAAGUAUUUCUCUAUCAUAUAUCUUUUACCUUCUUGAAUGUAGGUCCCAAUAAUUUCCCUAUUAUUUCACUUUUUCUCAACCCACGCUACAAGUUAUCUCAACUUAUAUUUUUGCUAACUUUGCUAUUUGUCACCUAACUUAUUUUCUCUAUGAUUUUAUGAAUCUAUCUAUUCUAAUAUAAAUAUAUAUAUAUAUAUUAUGGUAAGUUCAAAAUUAGAAAAUUAUUGUAAAUUUGAUAAACAAAAUAAUUAUUCAGUAGUUUAAAGAAAUUGAAAACGAUACCGUACCUUGUUUUUUCCGCAAAGGUUUACCCAUGUUUUGCUCUGAUAUCCUAAAAAAGAGUAACAAAUCAAUCAACUCUUCUUGUUUUGCUAUUUAAUGAAAGAAAAAUCAAUAAUAGAAAAAGAAAGGUGGAAAAUUAACUUGUCGAGGCGUGUCCAAACAAGGUGAUCAGUCCACUUUGCACUAAUUUGAAAAAAUAUUGUGCUAAAACAAAAUUGAUCAUGAGAAAUAAUUAAAUAAUUAUGCAAAUAUUUAAUUUCAAUCCCUAAAAAUGUCGCAAUGGACAUUUAAUAGAGACAUUAGAUUACGACUCAACGAAGACUUGGAAUUAUUCAAUUGUUUUUAUUUUACUAAGUCAUCAAUGAUGGCUCCCUUAAUGAAAACGUAAACCAGGACUGCUUUGCCAAUAAAAAAACGAUUACUCAGACAGCAAUCCGUAAUUUGAUUAACUAUAUAUAUUUUUUUAAAUCAUUUCAAACAAUAUGCCUUUUAUAAUCUUAACAUUCCACUUUAGUUUAAACCUGCUGCAUAAAGUUACUUCAGUUGUACAAUAGAAUAUAAGUUUUUCAUUGAUGAAAUAGCUUCUAAAUUAGACUUGAUAUAAAUUCAAACAUUUAAAAUUCUAGGGGAAAAAAGGAAUCAAUUUAACACAAAAAAAACUAUAUAAACAUAGAGGGUUAUUCACGGUUUGAUAGAAAAUUUUCAACAUAGAUUAACGGUCAGGAUCAUAAUAAAUUUACAAUACCUAAAUGUUGAAUUUUCAAAAAAUGGAGCAUAAGUAUUUGAAAAUCAAAAUCAAAAUGGCACAUAGGAUGUGAAUCAUGCGAUCACCCUCGGGCAAUUCAAUGGAAAUGAUCACUUGAGCAUAUAGUCUUUUUACAUCCUAAAUUCCUAAUGACUAUUUUAUUAAUAUCCAAAGUCAGAGGAUAAGUUCUUACAACCUUGGUUAGAAGAUCAAAUUUUCACUUCAUGUCACAAAAUUAAAAAAUAAAAUUGAUAACAAUAAUAAAGUUUUGAUUUGAUUUUCUUAUGUAUUAUUAACAUUUUAUGACUCAGUCCGGUGAUGUCAAUAUUAGUGAUACUAGUGAAUGUUGAAAGAUGCUUAAUAUAAACUAUUUAACUUAACAUCUAGUGAAGUGCAAAAUUUAGAGAAGAAAAAGCACACAGGGAAGUUAAGAUUCUUUUUCUUUUUUUUUUUGAAAGUUUUGUUUUAUUUAUUAAAUGUGUAUUAAGUUUGACAUUGAUAAAUUUUAACUCUAUAGUAACGAAUCAAAUCAAAUUAUCAAAUUUGGGUCGGAUCGGUUUCGAAGGAAAAUCAAUCCGAUCCAAUUCAAUUACAUCCCCUAGUAAAAGGUGGGAUAGUAGAGUACAUCUUAAAAUAAACAUGAUAUCUCUAUCCAGCAAUGCACAGAAACAUAUUCAAAAUAUAUCCACAAACUAAGAUGUAACAUUUUAGUAUGAUGCACAAAGACAGUGACGGAUCUAAAAAGUUUAUGGAGAGUGGGCUUCGAGUUGUAAUUUAGGAAAAAAAAUAAAAAUGUAUAAGCACAUUUACUACAUACCAAUAUUAAAUAUUAAUUAGUUUUUUUUAUACACAUUAUACAAAGACGAUAAAGUUAAAGGAGAUUCGACCUCCUAGGCUUAUACUAAAUUGGCUGGUGCACAAAGAUAGGAACAAUAUUGAAUACGCUCUAGUGUUUACCAAAUCUAAAGUAUAAAGUCAAGGAGUGGAGAUUAUUCUGAGGCCGGGGACAGAAAUACAUUCUCCAAUCUCAGCACAUGUAUAUGUAUAUAUACAUACAUAUAUGUGGAAUUUAUAUAUAUAUAUAUUUGUGUGCAUAUAUAUUUAUUUAUCUGUGUGUUUUUAUUUAUAAAAAGCAAAAGAAAAAAAAAGGAGAAUAUUCCUACGUGAGGAACCUGAUCCUGUGAAUCCUUGCCUUGUUUUUUUGUGGGAUGCGAAAUGGGAUAGAAGGGCGGGAACGGAGAGAGGAAAUUUGCGGGAAUUCUCACCUUGUCCCGUGAACCUCUCUACUUACCAACAAUCAAUUCUCCAAUAUUGAUGAAGCAAAAAAAAAUAUAUAGAUAUAGUAAAAUAUAGUCCUAAAUUUUGGGUUGACCGAUAAUAAACUAUGUCUACCUAGAAAACUCUAUCCCAAGAAGUUGAAGCAGAUUUUGCUAUAUUUUCUUUAAAAUGGGUGUUAUAUAUACUUUUUUAGUCCUGCCCAGCUACUUAUUGCAAUUCCCCUAUUUUUUAAGAAAAUCAUUGUCAACGGUCAAACUCAUUGUUCCUACAGACGAUACGUUUCCAUGUCCGAAUGGCUGACCAUGGCAGCCCCGCUUGUUUUCAUCUCUUCAUAAUAUUAUCCUAUACGCUUGCCUGUCUCUUGCGCUCUCACAGUUCAUUACAGCACUUUUUUUCUUCUUCGAAAUGGAUUCAGAAGCGGGUUCCAUUUUCGAACACUUCCCUAUUCUAUGCUAUGUUCUAUCCCAACUAGAUCCUAUUCCCGGUAAAUCCAGCCCCCAACUUCCUUUCGAAACCAAAGAAUCGGUGCUGGCCAAGUUGUCACAUCUCAACAAUCCCAAAGUAUUGGCCUCCAUCAUUCAAGUCAUUCCCAACAACCUCACCCACACUCUGUCAGCCCUCAUUUCACUCGGUCCACGCCCUGAUUCCUCCGCUGUUGCCGCCGCUUGUGACAGGAUAAUUGAAAUCCAAUCCACACUUCAAAAAAAUCUUCAGGAAAUCGAGGACGAAGCCGGUCACGGUGGGUUUGAGGCUGAGGAUCGCGUUGAGAGAGAGAAGAAGCUGAGAAGGGCGGCGGAAAAGGAAACAGAAAUAUAUAAGGCGGUGGCUCGGUUGGAGGAGAUGCACGAAGGUUAUGAGAAGCAGUUAAUUGCUGUGCAGGAUCGUGUGGUUGAGGUUUAUGAAUCGGCGGUUGCGGAGUUGGACAAGGGGACGAACUUGGACGUGAAUGAGGAAGUUAUUAGAAUUUUGAAAGAGGCUGCGAGUGGAGUGGUGGAGAAAGUCGACCUUUUUGGGCAACAAAUCAGGUUUCUUCCUGAGGAGUUUGGGAAACUUCGACGGUUGAUUGACCUUAAUCUAUCUCAUAAUCAGUUGGAGGUUCUUCCUGAUUCAAUUGCUGGGCUUCAGAAACUCCAGCGCCUAGACAUUUCUUCGAACUUAUUGGAAUCACUUCCUGAUUCUAUAGGGGUAUUGAUUAAUUUGAAGGUCGUCAUUGUAUCAGGGAACAAGCUGAAAGUGCUUCCCGAAACCAUUACUGGUUGCAGUUCGUUGGUGGAGUUGGAUGCAAGUUUCAACAAUCUCCAAGGUUUACCAAUAAACAUCGGAUAUGGAUUGGUCAAUCUUGAAAGACUAUCAAUACAGCUUAACAAAAUAUGUUACUUUCCUACAUCGAUUUGUCAACUUAGAUCUUUAAAAUAUUUUGAUGCACAUUUCAAUCAACUCCAUGCCUUACCUCCAGCCAUAGGAAGGUUAACGAGUCUCGAGGUGUUGAACCUUAGUGGUAAUUUCAACAACUUGACUGAGGUUCCUGAAUCCAUGAGUGAUCUAUGCAACCUAAAGGAGUUAGAUCUUAGUGACAACCAAAUCAAAGCUCUUCCAGAUAGAUUUGGGAGGCUAGAAAAACUAUUGAGGCUGAAUAUGGAUCAAAAUCCACUGGUGAUACCUCCAAUGGAAAUUGUUGACAAAGGAGCCCAAGCGGUGAAAGAUUUCAUGGACAUGAGAUGGGCUGAUUUAGUUGCAGAAAAACAGAAGAGCAUGCAUGAGGCAAACAUGGCUGAAAAACAAAGUGGAUGGCUAACAUGGGGAUCCUCGAUGUUGGCUAAUGUAACUUCUGGGGUUGUACAAACUAUUUCUGAUUACACAGGAGGAAGAAACGAAAAUCCUAAGGACCCAUGGUUGUAUCAACAGUUGUGAGUGGAGGAUCGUUAUGGUGUUCUUAUCAACCUGGAUUUUGUAAGAAGCUUUGUCUAUAUUUGGAUGUAUAAUAUAAUAUGCAUUACAUGAUAUAAUAAACUAUUUCUAAAUACUCAA
Molecule: messenger RNA, 9734 nt
Organism: Cucumis sativus (cucumber)
Lineage: Eukaryota; Viridiplantae; Streptophyta; Magnoliopsida; Cucurbitales; Cucurbitaceae
Product: plant intracellular Ras-group-related LRR protein 3
Exons: 5
Coding region: 8112-9617 (501 amino acids)
Molecular function (GO): protein serine/threonine kinase activity; protein binding
Source: RefSeq, a predicted model, not a curated record